Molecule: messenger RNA, 3180 nt
Organism: Pararge aegeria (speckled wood butterfly)
Lineage: Eukaryota; Metazoa; Arthropoda; Insecta; Lepidoptera; Nymphalidae
Exons: 4
Coding region: 1-3180 (1059 amino acids)
Biological process (GO): DNA integration
Molecular function (GO): zinc ion binding; nucleic acid binding
Source: RefSeq, a predicted model, not a curated record
AUGGAGCAAUAUUUUCUGGCAAACGAUGUAAAAGUUAAUUUACAAGUGCCUACUUUGCUCGCCUGUGUCGGUGACGCAACAUACGAGCUAAUGGUGGAUUUGUGUUCGCCGAGGAAGCCCGGCGAGAUGAAAUUCAGUGAACUCGUCCAACUGGUUAAAAAGCACAUCCAGCCUACGCCAUCUGUUCUCGCUGAGAGAGAUUGUGAAUUUAAAGAUAACCUUGAAGAGAAUUUACGAGACCAGUUCGUAUGUGGCUUGUCAAGUGAAUCUACGCGGCAAAGAUUGUUCUGCGAGGACAGCGUGACCUUUACGGUAGCCUUCAAAAAGGCUGUGGCGCUGGAGGCGGCGGCUAAUGACGCGGCGGUAGUCGAGCAACAGGCAGCAGAGGGCGCGGUGCACGCGGUACAAGCGCGUGGCGCGCGGGCAGCUGUGGCCGUCAGGGGCGCAGCUCCACGAUGGCGCGGCGAGGCUUCGAGCAGCAGGGUCCGGUAUUCCGGCGGUUAUACUAAUAAUAGGGAUCGUUCAAUAAAACUAUUGUGUGCGUGUUGUGGGAGCAGAGAACACACCAGACUAACAUGUAAAUAUGCAGAUUGGACCUGUAGAAUCUGUUUGAAACCCGGACACCUGAAGCGGGUCUGUCCAAAUGUAAGCAAGAAACCAGAGGGUCAGGUUCUUCGAUUGGAUACGGCGCGAUCGGGAGUGCUGAAUGGAUGUGAUGACAUCAGCAGUGAACAUGCGAGCUCGGCCGGGGAGUAUGAUGACGAGGGGACCGGCGGGCCAAGUGGAUUAUACAUGGUGCAGCUUACGGGGAGUGAGCCCGUCAUGGCCGAGGUUACCGUGGCGAAGAGACGGCUGACUAUGCAUGUGGAUACCGUUCCAGCAGUGUUCAGCGGCAAGCUGGGCUGCCUGCGCAGCCAACGCGCCACGUUGCGCGUGCGCGCCGGCGCGGCGCCCGUGUUUCGCCGCGCACGCCCUCUGCCGCUGGCGCUGCGCGCGGACGUCGACGCCGAGCUACAGCGCAUGCAGGCCGCAGAUGACAUUCUCAUUACCGGUAAAACGGAGCACGAACAUGUUAGAAAUUUACAUUCCGUUUUUGAAAGAUUGGCAAAGGAGGGGCUCACCGUGCGGCAAGAAAAAUGUAAUUUUUUUGAAAAGGAAGUAAGCUACUUGGGUUUUAUCAUAUCGGAACACGGGGUUAGGACCGACGAUAGAAAGACCGAAGCCGUAGUCAAAGCACCGAAACCGGAAAACAUAACUGAGUUGAAAUCGUUUCUCGGAAUGGUUAACUUUUAUGCAAAAUUCAUUAAAAAUAUAUCGAUUUUAUUAGCUCCCCUCUAUGCAUUGCUAAGAAAAGGUGUUGAAUGGCAAUGGACGGAAGCACAGGACAGGGCGUUCCAGGAGGUUAAGGCCGCAUUAACUAGUUGCCCGGUUUUGGUGCAUUAUGACGAGCGGCUCCCGCUUAUCGUGUCGUGCGACGCGAGCGCGCGGGGGGUGGGUGCCGUGUUGUCGCAGCGCGGGGAGGGUGGCGAGCGGCCGGUGUCGUACGCGUCGCGUACGCUGAACUCCGCGGAGUGUAAUUAUAGUCAAAUCCAACGCGAAGCGCUGGCGAUUAUAUUCGCGGUAAAAAAAUUCCAUACCUACCUGUAUGGACGGAGGUUUGUUUUGCGCACCGACCAUCAGCCUUUGAUAGCUAUUUUCGGGUCUAAAAAGGAUAUCCCUCAUAUGGCUUCCGGGCGGUUAAUCCGAUGGGCUAUUUUACUGUCCGGUUAUCAGUACGAUAUCGAAUACGUACAAUCGAAGGCAAACAGCGCCGACGCGUUAUCUAGAUUACCUAUCGAUACAGGAGAAGAGAAUAACGAUGCAAAUACGUUUAUUAAAUUCAUAGAAAACAAAUUUCCGAUUGACUCGAACCAAAUUAAAAUUGAAUCGGGAAAGGAUAAAUGCAUAUCUCGGAUUUUAGAGUUUGUUAAGACCGGCUGGCCCAAGUCAGGCUUUAAGGAACCGGACCAAGAAAUGACCGCAUACUGGCGGCGUCGCGAGGAGCUGUAUGUGGAGAACGGGUGUAGAGUGGUUGUGCCGCGUGCACUUCGGCCAGCGGUUUUGGCUGAGCUGCAUGGCUCCCAUCUCGGCAUGGUCAAAUGUAAGGGACUGGCUCGCAGUUUUGUGUUUUGGCCGGGGUUAGAUAAUGACCUGGAGCGAAUGUGCUCAGCAUGUCGCACGUGUGGAGAGGUUGCGGAUUUGCCACCAAAAGCGCCGGUUGUUCCGUGGUCGUGGCCGUCUAAUCCAUUUGAUAGGGUUCACAUUGAUUUUUUUUCAUUUAGAAAUAUUACGUAUCUGAUUUUGGUUGACGCUUACUCUAAAUGGAUAGAAGUUAGCCCUAUGUCCACGACGACCGCUUCGAACACGAUUUUGAAGUUAAAGGAGAUAUUUUCGCGAUUCGGAAUUUGUCGCGUCCUUGUUAGUGAUAAUGGCCCCCCGUUUUCCAGCGAGGAAUUUAAGCUAUUUUUGAAAAACAAUGGGAUCAAACAUGUCACCUCCGCCCCGUAUCACCCCGCUUCGAACGGAGAAGUUGAAAACGCAGUUCGAACGGUUAAAAGAUCCUUAAAGAAGGCGGACGUCGAGAAAAUUUGUAUUUUUAGUUUUUUACAUAGAUUUCUUCUGGAUUAUCGUAAUAGUAUUCACGGCACAACAGGAGAUACACCUGCGAGAUUGAUGUUCGGGCGGCACCUUAGAUCGCGAUUAGACUUACUAAAAUCGGGAAUCGUAGAAUCCGUUUCAGAUCGCUUACAGCAAAGGGCGCUUGCUAAAGGGGGAACUUUUAGAUGUUGGGUAGAAGGGGAUAAAGUAUGGGCUAAAGAUUUUCGUAAGAAUAAAAGUUGGUGUUCUGCGAUCAUUAUAGGUAGGAAGGGUCAGAAUAUGUACGAGGUCGAGACUGUGGAGGGUUUGCGUUGGAAUCGGCACACUGAUCAAUUGCGUUCUAACUCGGCGGUUGACGAUCGAGACUCGAGUACACGGGAUGGACAGCCGACAGUAUCUGCUCAGGCAGCUCUAGCUGACUAUGCCAUCGCGGGUAAUGGUAAUAGCGCUAUGGAUGUUGAUGUUGGCGAAUCUCAUAUUGUAACGUCACCCGUUCCGAAUAAACGUGACCGACGGCAACCAGUUCGUUUUGGCUUUGAUUAA